This is a messenger RNA of Cottoperca gobio, 1152 nucleotides long. It is a transcript of the gene fip1l1a, whose product is annotated as FIP1 like 1a (S. cerevisiae). The record is from RefSeq and is a predicted model, not a curated record. Bases 1 to 1152 code for a protein of 383 amino acids. Gene Ontology annotation, cellular component: mRNA cleavage and polyadenylation specificity factor complex. The transcript has 13 exons. Lineage: Eukaryota; Metazoa; Chordata; Actinopteri; Perciformes; Bovichtidae.
AUGUCUUCAUCGGAGUCAGAUGCCUCCGACAGCAGUGUCAGCGAAGAUGACGAUGGAAAACUAUAUCAAUUGAUUUUUGACCUGAUCGCGACAGAUGACAAGGAGGAAAAAGAGGAGGUUCAAAUCCCAUCCAGCUCUGGACACACACUUGUGCAUCUGGAAUUUGCUGCUGAAGGAAGGGUGCUACCACAUGCAGUUGCUAAUAAUGAUACAAAGGGACUAGGCAUGGAUGCGUUGGACAAUAUCCAAGAAAUCCCAAAACUGAAGGGGAAAGCCGAGUUUUCAGAGGAAAAGCCCUGGAGGUCAGCUGGUGCUCACGUCUCAGAUUACUUUAACUAUGGUUUUGAUGAAGAAAGCUGGAACACAUACUGCAAGAAACAUGUGGAAGUCGGUGCAGCUGCUAGAAAACUAAGCGCUAAAAGCCAGGCUGAAGUGAAAUUUCAUAGAAGACUGCCAAGUGAUACCAAAGAUGUGAUUAGAGAACGACCUGGAUCCAGCCGCAGAGUGAAAGGACGCAAUUCUCAGAUGGCUCCUGAGACGUCCACCAAGGCAGAUAGAUUUACUUCUUAUCCAUACAACUUCACCUCCCUCUUUGCAUAUAUCAGUCCACCACCUUAUCUUUACCGAUCAGGACCCCCUCCUCGCUCCUCUUUUGCUACUUUGUACAGUAGGUACUCUAAAUGCUUUGAUGACCCCUCAACUUCACGGCACCCAUGUUCUUCAGGUGUAUCAUCCUUAAUCCCAAGAAAGAUGGCCUACAACGCUGGAGUGAUUGACAGUGCCAAGUCCUGGCAACGCUACAUGCGGCAGGAAGAGUAUGACAAGGACAGAGACAGAUCCAGGGAGCAUGGCCACGAUAAAGGCAGUAGCAGAGGCAGAGAUAGAGAGAGGGAGAGAUGUUCCUCUUCACACAGCGGGGAAGAGCGAAUGAGGCACAGGGACAAUGCAGAGCGAAGGCACAAACGCCACAUUUCUGACAGCUUCAGUGAGAAGCUCCAAGAGAGGAGUCACAGCGAAGGAUUGAAAAAAUCAUCACGCAGCAGCAGCAGCAGCAGCAGCAGCAGCAGCAGCCGCCGCCGCAAGAGUAGGCGGGACGGUGGUGAGGACAGAGACAGUCAGAGUAGAGACAAAAGCAAAAAGGACAAGAAAUAG